This is a messenger RNA of Eimeria necatrix, 1593 nucleotides long. Its product is annotated as dihydrolipoyl dehydrogenase, putative. Gene Ontology annotation, cellular component: oxoglutarate dehydrogenase complex; mitochondrion. Gene Ontology annotation, molecular function: flavin adenine dinucleotide binding; dihydrolipoyl dehydrogenase (NADH) activity. The record is from RefSeq and is a predicted model, not a curated record. Lineage: Eukaryota; Apicomplexa; Conoidasida; Eucoccidiorida; Eimeriidae.
AUGACACACGGCGGAGACGUAGGGGCCAACUCCAGCUUUGAAGUGUCCGCACUUGCGGCUAAAGUGCAAGGCUGUAGAGAUGCAGUUGCACCGUUUGGCCGUAAGGCCUUUGACGGUACCUACUGUACAUUUGUCUGCUCUGUUUCGGAGAACCCACCAGAGGUCAUUCUCCAAGGUGAAUAUGACCUAGUUGUUAUCGGUGGCGGACCAGGGGGAUAUGUGGCGGCGAUCAAGGCUGCACAGCUAGGUCUGAAGACGGCCUGUGUGGAAAAGAGGGGAGCUCUAGGAGGCACGUGCUUGAAUGUUGGAUGUAUCCCUUCGAAGGCAUUGCUGAACAUGAGCCACAAGUAUAAGGAAGCCUCGUCCGAUUUCAGUAGAUUCGGUAUACGAGUCUCAGAUGUUUCUGUGGACAUAUCGUCGAUGCAGAACUACAAGGAUAAGAUCGUCUUGGGCCUCACGCAGGGCAUUGAAGGCCUUUUCAAGCGAAACAAAGUCGCCUAUCUCAAAGGCACGGGGAGGCUUGCCGGUCCUCACGCCGUACAGGUUCAUCCAAUUGACGCUGGAGACCCCCAGAUAUUGACGGCAAAAAAUGUCAUCCUUGCAACUGGCUCUGAACCGGCGCCUCUCGUUGGGGGUGCUCUAGAGGUUGAUGAGGAGACGAUUGUCAGCUCCACAGGGGCCUUGGCUCUGCCUAGAGUGCCGAAGCAUCUAGUUGUUGUUGGAGGAGGCGUAAUUGGCCUUGAACUUGGCAGCGUCUGGCGAAAUUUAGGAGCUGAAGUGACCGUCGUUGAGUUUUGUGACAAGAUCAUACCCGCCCUGGACGCGGAGAUCGGGAGAGCUUUCCAAAAGCUACUUGAAAGGCAGGGCAUCAAGUUCAUGUUCGGCACGAAAGUUGUUGGAUCGCAGAAAACGGAUGGCGGAGUGACGCUGUCGCUUGAGAAUGUCAAAAGCGGAGAUGCGUCGGAGGUACAAUGUGAUGUAGUCCUCGUGGCAGUGGGACGCAGACCGUACACAAAGAACUUGGGCCUGGAGGAGCUGGGCAUCAAUCUCGACAACAGGGGGCGUGUUGUGGUAAACGAGCAGAUGCAAGUGCCUAACUACCCAAACAUCAUGGCAAUAGGCGACCUCAUUCAAGGACCCAUGCUGGCCCACAAGGCGGAGGAAGAAGGUAUUGCAUGCGUGGAGCGACUGGCCGGGAAAGGUGAUGGUACUGUCCGCCAUGACACUAUCCCGUCGGUCAUUUACACUCAUCCGGAACUAGCAGGAGUAGGGAAGACUGAAGAGCAGCUGAAAGCUGAGGGCGUGGUGUACAAGCGUGGAGCCUUCCCUUUUGCUGCUAACAGUAGGGCGCGCGCAACAGGCGACUCUGAUGGUUUGGUGAAGGUACUGACGUGCAAGGAAACCGAUAAGAUCUUAGGCGUGUGGAUCCUCGGUCCCAAUGCAGGCGAACUAAUUGCCGAGGCUGUGCUGGCUAUGGAGUAUGGCGCGUCCAGUGAGGACCUUGGUCGUGUUUGCCACGCCCAUCCGACGCAGAGUGAAGCUUUGAAGGAAGCUUGCAUGGCUUGUUUCGACAAGCCCAUACACAUCGCCUAA